Messenger RNA from Ilyonectria robusta, 1013 nucleotides. Its product is annotated as mitochondrial ribosomal protein subunit L20-domain-containing protein. Bases 177 to 803 code for a protein of 208 amino acids. The transcript has a single exon. Gene Ontology annotation, molecular function: structural constituent of ribosome. NCBI's taxonomy places the organism in Eukaryota, Fungi, Ascomycota, Sordariomycetes, Hypocreales, Nectriaceae. The record is from RefSeq and is a predicted model, not a curated record. Gene Ontology annotation, cellular component: mitochondrial large ribosomal subunit.
GAUCGCGAGGUCCAUCCCCAGACCGUACGAUCUGUCAAUUCACGCGGCCACUCACCAACGCUGGGUGAAGGAGGUUUGCCCGGCUAAAACAAACCUCUCUUAAUCAAUCUCCCGCAUUCCUCACACCAUCACCUCCCUCCCCACGACAUCACGCGACAAUCGUUCCAUCGGCCACAAUGGAGUUCCGAGCUCUCGCCCGUCCAGCUGCCCGGCUGCUGAACACCACUCGUGCGACGACCCUCCCCCUCAUUCCCGUCCGAGGACACAAGACGACAGCACGGACGAAGCGCUCCCUCAAAAUCGCCGCCCACGACUCCUUCCUCCCCAAUCGCCAGACCGCCUUCCCCGCCGAGGACUCCAUCAUCUACAACCCUCCCUCCUCCGAGGCUUCGCCUGAACAUACACCCUUCCUUUUCCUCCCCAGCAAUGACGCUCGCCGCGCCGCCUUCACCCGCCUCCGCCACAUCGCAGACUCCCCCGCCGCUCCCAAGAAGGUGUCUGAACUUCCCAAGGAGGUUCAAUACAAGCGACGAACCCCCUCCUACCACCUCGGCGCUGAGGAAAUCAAGGAGAUGAAGCGCCUCCGCAAUGAAGAUCCCUUUAAGUGGACCUCAUAUGCUCUGGCCGAAAAAUUCCAAUGCUCAUCCGUCUUCGUACGAAUGGCUGCUCCUGCGCCCGCGGAGUACCUGAAGGCCCUCAAGGACAAGUCCGAGCGAAGAGAGGGCAGGUGGGGUCACAUCCGAACCAAGGCCAGGGAAGACCGCAAGAGGAGGACAGAUAUGCUGUACCGGGGAGAGCUGUAACGGAGAACACGGAAACACCAAAAGGUGUACCAUUACGACCGAGUCACAGACCUGUAUACAAACGAGACCAUCUGACGCAACAUGUAGGAUUAUUCGGAGUUGGAGCGAGAGACAAGGAUGGUCAUCUGUCCGGGGGCUUAAAAUGGUCGGCUGGCUCAAGUCAUUGUAUAACUGCCUAUACCAAGAACUCCUAAAUACAUCAAAACAGCC